CGCGGGUUCAUCCUCUUUAAACAGCGGUGCUGGCAGCAGUGGUGGAACUGGCGGGACAUCUAGUUCUAGUAGUACUUCACCAAAUAAUCCAGCAAAUUCGCAGCACAGUUCUACUUCCGGUACGCAAACGCAACCGAAUACUGCUGCGCAGCCAAACAAUAACAAUCAGGUACCUCCUCUUCUACUUGUACUUCCGGGGCAGGUUGUUGCGCCUUCUCCGCCCCCCGCCCAGCAGCCGGCUGGAAAUUCUAUUGGCGUUCAGGUCGGCCCGGGCAGUUUUCCUCCAACCGAAGGGUCCGCCGUAUCGCCAACUAAUGCUGGUGUUGGCAACAACGGUGUAGGUGGAACAUCGAACGGGGACAUGGACGACGAUCACCAACACGACCCGGCUGCAGCGACAACGACGCCACCGAUUGGGAAAAGACCCUUUCCCGGCGACCAUCCAGUCGACGUGAUUUUCCCACCUUUUGGCGACGGAGGUUCUCCGCACUCCAAACACUGGAUGAACCUACUACAUUACAUCUACAACGGGAGAAAUUUCAUUUCUCCGGACUACGAUCCGGAGCAAGAACGACUGAAAUUUUACGAAAACUGUGCCUGGGGCAGUGGGUUCGCCCUUUUGGUGUUAGGAUUCUGGGUGGUCGCGGAAAUCGGAAGCCGCAUUUUGUAUCCGCAAGGGGGGCUGCAUGGUACAGACGUCGGGCGAACGAGCAAUCUGGAAAACAACUCGACGCGCGCAAUAGAACGAACAGGAGAUUCAGCAAUAAAUCAAAAUCACAGCGACAAGAUGAACAGCAGAAAACCUGGCCUGCACAAGCCUCCGAAGCUCGUGAAGAAAAAACCGCGACCAGCAACAUCGACGCUGGAGCACGAGGAGGACCUUCAGCGCGUCGAACAAAUCUCCUUGUUGCCGCCAGCUGACGAGCAAGUACAACCGGCCGCCGCCCCUGUUGUGACAUCCUCAUCACCACCCGCUGGUGAGCCUUCUCCUGGUGAGAACCUCGAGCCACUUGCUCCGGACGCUGCAGAUACAGGUCCAGGCCGGGCGAUGGAAGGCCUGGGUCAUAGCGCGCAAGAACGACUACAACCCAACGCCAAAACGAGCGACGCUGUACUAGAAAACGGCGCCAGCACUGGUCAAGAACUUUUGCAGCAUCGUGCCCAGAUGGAACAACCUGCUCCAGGGGUGCUUGGUAACGAUUGCGCUGCAACACCCCCCGGGGCAGCCGCGCCGGUCCAAGACAGCGCACCUGCUGCUCAAGACGUGAAAAUUUUUCACGAAACGAAACGAGAUCGAAACGAGGUCGUCCAGAAGCGUCUGAACAAAAGCUCCAGGCCCGGUUUACUCGAGCCUGUGUUUUUGAAUGUGGAGUAUAACGCAGCGGCAGCGAACAAAGGUCGCGGCGGCGCGUGGAUGAAAAAGAAAGCUGCCGCUGGUUCCCCGCCCGACGCAGCGAACAAAAACCUAGCUGAACAAGAUUUUUGUUGUGCUGGCGGGACGACAGCAGGAGUAGAAGUAGAUCACCACCUAGCAAACAAGCCUGGUGGCACGAUACCAAAUCCAGUACGACAUGCACAGCCCGGACCCGCCGGGGGAGCUGGCACUGUACGGGGUAGAGGACCCGCCGGAGGGGCUGGCACUGUGAAUAGACCACCACCUGUUCCACCACACACGGGAGGUGGCAGCCGCGCCCAGCAGCCCGUUCCUGCGCAGCCCAGCCGGACACCGGCACACCAGCAAGGAGCUGGUAAUCCACAAGGGCAGCUGCAGGGGCAGCGACAGCAACAUGUCCAGCAGCAGCUGCUUCCUGGUCAACGUGUGCACCUGCAUGAUCCUGGGGCAGCACCAGGACCAGCUCAUGUUGGAAAUAAAACGAACGCAGCACCACAACCAGCGGGAGCCCCGGCGGCGGGUCCACGAAUAGAGACCCGUCAAGAGCGAGGAGAUUUCCAACAUCGCAAUCUGUUUGCCAGUCCGCCACCGAGGACGAAUCUUAACACAAAUAAUGGACCAGGUCCACCACCUCCAGGUAGAACGGUGCAGGUUCCGCUGCAGCAAAGACAACCCCAGCCAGGAGCGCAACACCACCAACAUCAACUACAACAUCCUUGGAUGGCUAACAAUCUCAAUCGCGACAGUUCACAGCGAGGACCGCACCCGCAGCAUGGUGGAGAUCCCGCAUCGCUGCAGCUGCCCGGCACCCCGGUCACGCAGGCAACUUCCACAGCACCGACUCCUGUUGUACACCCACCUGCUAAAGAACCUUCUAUCACGCCUGCUCCUCCAAAAAUUGCAGGCCCCGGUGUGAAGACCAAGACAAUCAUAGUGAAUAACGACGACAACGACAGAAGACGAGCACGAGAUCUUGUCAAGAAUAACCCCAUGAUUUCUUCCGCGACCCCUCCCUCGAUAGCGACCUCUUCUGCGUCAUCCGGCACUGGAUCGUCGGUGCCAACCUCCGGGGAAACGGAAACCCCACUUUGUUGUCCGGCUGGGACACUACAUCAAGGGAGACCUACACCGGUGGCCUAUCGGGGACACCCAGGAGGUCCAACUCCAACUCCAACAGCCAAUUAUCCGCCGAGCCAGCAACACGGAGCUGUAAUCCGUCAACAGUAUCAACAAAGAGGACCACCACCAGCGCUUUACGACGAUCAUCGCCCUCGAACCCGCAGUGGUCCCGCCUCUGAUGCGGCGAUCUUGCAUCAGCAGCAGAUGCUGGCGCAACAGCAACUGGAGCAUCAGAGGGCGCAACUACAGCAGCGUCAACAACUGGAGCGACAGCGACAAAUGCAAAUUAUUCGGCAGCGCGAGCAGGCCGAGUUUCUGAGGAGGCAGGAGGAAAUGCGGACGCUCGAGCAACGCCGACGAACGGAACCGCGCGGCAACCAGGGUGAAGCCGAUAUGCAGCAGAGGCGCACGCCGUAGUGCUGUCUGAAAAUAAGGCAUUCGCUUUGUCAACCAAACUGUGACGCGACCGCGAGUACUUUAUUCCUCACCCCCAGGCAGCUGCAGCUUUCCUAGAGCAGUAUCUAUCUGUCUUUAUGCGCUGCGAUCAUUUUCUUUUUCCUACCCGGGGGGACGAAAAGCGAUGAAUUUAUUCGUGAUUGUUGUAAGUACAUGGAUAUUACCUCAACAACUUCCUGUUCCUCACGUCUACCACACGACGCGGCUGAUGCGAAAAUAUAAUGAGGCAGCACUCCGUGUGACACUAGGGGGCCAAUUUCAUCAUAGCAAGUCUUUUACAACGUUCAUUUACUUAGAGCGGGGUAACAAAUUAAAACGAUUUGUGGUCAUCCCACUUUUCACCCACCCAGCCGGGUGGGUGGAAAGUGGGACAGAACCAGGAUCCGGACCGACUGGCCGGACCUUGCUUUUCUCCGUUCGCGUACGCGUGGAUCCGGUUCCGUCCCACUUUUCACCCACCCGGCCGGGCGGGUGAAAAGUGGGAUGGCCACAAAUCAUCUUAAUUUGUUACCCCGCUCUUACGUAUUAUAUAUUGGGAAAUACAGUUACCACACGACGAUUCUUAUGUCAAAACGAAAAGAAUGGAGAACGAACUGAAGCCUAGUCAAUCUUCCAGAGGUCAAUGGACCGCAACCGCUACUUCUGCCACUGUCUUGACACAGCUGAAAAACUUGCUGUAGCAGCCGUGGCAGUCUUUGAUAGAGCUCUACUUCAGCGUCGAUAAAGUCAUUUCAAAAAUUUGAAGAUGCAACAUAAAACGCAUAUAGUGUUGUGUUUACUCCGACAACUUACUGUAAAUAUUAAUGACGCGAAUGAUGACGAAAAGCAGCGUUAUAUAUUGAGAGCCGUACUCCUAUUUAUUUUCGUACAACCGAUAGGUGUACAUGUACCCUUUACAAUUGAUAUUAAUGACGACUGUAUUUUUAGUCGACCUGCUAGACGAACGACAUCAUCACCGGUAGAAAAAAAUAAUUGAAAUUGUAUGCAAUAAAUACAAAUGCCAACAAGCCUGACCCUAUUCCACUUGAUGUGGUACGACUCGAGAAUAUGAAUACACUACUAAAGCAGAUGCUGCUCCACGGAUGAUGCAGUUUUUGCCUUGGUGAUUCCUGCCCGUUACCCGUGUCAUGUAUUAACAAAAGCCUAAGCCUCUGCAAUUCGUGGUCCCAUCCAUUUCGUGGUUGUGCAGCCAGAAUGCCGUGACUAGCAAUUAUUCAAAAGAGCCAUGCAUUAAUGUUGAGCUAAUUACAAUAGAUGGCACCUCGCUGCCUUUGACGGGCUCCAUCGCUCCGAAACGGGGAACAACUACCCUGGCCAUGCUACGCUGCUUCAGCAUACGGAAACUUUGAGGUUCGUGUCACGAAUCUCAAAGUAGAGCAGUAGCACCGGGCGGCGCGGAGCCCUAGUGUAAUGCGGCCGCGACGACAGAUGUUGUUGAUGACAACACGCGAACCUUCAUAUUUCUAUCAAAGGUGCAAAGUAGAGUCUGUCAACAAAAUCAUCUUGCGUCGUUCGCGCAGCUCUCUCUGCUUGUUGCAUGAAAUCGUCUUACUCUUAGUGACUGUGACAUCUCCUUCUAGCACGUCCACAGGAUAAAGUCACAGCCUAAAAUUAGUGAUGAUAAAGUCCAAUAAUCGAAGCAAAAUCUGGUACGUGCCGGUGCCACAGCCUAUCGCUAUAAUUAGAGCCUCUUUUAUGUUGUAGCGGAGCAUCGAGCGCUAGCGGGGUCGCGGAAAUCAAAGUCGUUUUCAUGAUCCUUCUACGUGGGGCCGUAUUGCGACAGUCUUCACUUUUCAACUACUCCACCAUGCCUUUCCAAUUUUCUGUAGCAUUUAUUUUUCGGAUGCGCCUAUACUUCCUAGUUGUACGUUGUCAGACCAAAGAGGGAGACGACUGUAGGUUCACCAACAUUUCCAUAAUAUCGAUCUCGAAAGAACGGAGCACGAAUUAUUUGAAUGCGACCACGGCCACGGGAAACUAGCUCAAGCAAGCUGUUUUCGUUUUAGAUUAUGAUUUUCAUUGUCGGAGAAAUCAGAAUAUAAAAGUGGAGCUUACUCGACUUUAU
This is a messenger RNA of Amoebophrya sp. A120, 5033 nucleotides long. The record is from the annotation of a GenBank genome assembly. NCBI's taxonomy places the organism in Eukaryota, Dinophyceae, Syndiniales, Amoebophryaceae.